Molecule: messenger RNA, 4511 nt
Organism: Xyrauchen texanus (razorback sucker)
Lineage: Eukaryota; Metazoa; Chordata; Actinopteri; Cypriniformes; Catostomidae
Product: pleckstrin homology domain-containing family A member 7-like
Exons: 28
Coding region: 62-3907 (1281 amino acids)
Molecular function (GO): protein binding
Source: RefSeq, a predicted model, not a curated record
CAAGCGUUGAUCGCUACUGCGAGGAGGGAAUAUGAGGUAGACAGGACUUUACACGGGAAUAAUGGCGGCGCCGCUCCGGCGGGACACCUUACCUGAGAACUGGUCUUAUGGGGUGUGCAGAGACGGCAGGGUCUUUUUCAUCGACGAUGAGACGAGCACCACUACUUGGCUUCAUCCCCGUACCUGUGAACCAGUUAAUUCUGGACAUAUGAUUCGGCCUGAUCUACCGUCAGGAUGGGAAGAAGGAUUUACGAAGGAAGCAGCGAGUUUCUUUAUCGACCAUAACCAGAGGACGACAACAUUCAGACAUCCUGUGACAGGCCAGAUAUCCUCUGAGAACACUGACUUCAGACUUCUGGACCAGACGGGCAUUCGCAUGCUGAAGGAGACGCAGACGGCCGCGCGGCCUUCCAGCACCAUCAGUGAGGCUUCCACCACUGUCACCUCCUCCACUGUGGACACCACAUCAGGCUCAAAGGGAUCUAGGUCCAGUGCAAGGGUCCAUAGCUUUGGAAAACGGGACAAUGCCAUAAAGAGAAAUCCCAGUGUUCCUGUGGUGGUUCGUGGAUGGCUCUACAAACAGGACAGCACAGGGAUGCGGCUGUGGAAGAGAAAAUGGUUUGUUCUGGCUGAUUAUUGCCUCUUCUACUACAAAGACAGCCGUGAAGAGUCACUGUUGGGUAGCAUCCCUCUGCCCAGCUACACUAUCUCUUCUGUGGGUCCUGAAGAUCACAUAAGCCGCAAAUAUGCCUUUAAGGCUACACACACAGGGAUGCGCUCUUACAUUUACAAACAGAGCUCUGUGAUUGGCUCGCAGGCGGAGCACACUGGGAUGAGGACAUACUAUUUUAGUGCGGACACACAGGAGGACAUGAAUGGCUGGGUCAAGGCCAUGAACCAGGCUGCACUCAUGCAGACCCAUACGGUCAAGAGAGAGGAGCUGGAUCAACCAGAUCAAGUGGACGUUUGUGAGAAACUCACGCAGCAGGCUGUUCCUCAGACAAAUCACAUCAACAGCUACGUAAUCCCUGAACCUGAGGUAAUCCAGAGUGGUGUGCUGCUUGAGGAGAAGCCAGAGUGCUUUGUGGGAGAGAUCCAGGUCACCCCUAGAGAGAAGGAGCUGAUGAGGGGUAAAUCUCCAACUAGCAGGACGGUGGAGGUGGAGAUUGUAGCUCCAGUGUCAGCACCAGUGUCUCAAGUCCCUUCUCGAGCUCCUUCCAGGGCUGUUUCCACUCCUCCGAACUUGCUGGGGAACGGAGCUCCCUUGGAACAGAAUGGAACCGGCAUGGUUGGGUAUCAGAGGGGGGCAACGCCUUCUUCUCAAACUCCAGUACAGAGGAGGAGUGCUCUAGAAAAGGUGGAGAACUGGGUCAAAGUGCAGAAAGAAGAGCGCCGGGGGUUUGUUUCUACUGAUGGCACUCUCCCACGCCAGACCCCUUCCAUUUAUCCAAAGUACGGUACAAUGGAGAAGUACCAGUCUUUACCUAAGACCACAUGGCUUAGCCCCACUACUGCCCACCGUCAGGUACCCAGUGAAUACAAAUACUCCCAUGACCGGCUUAAUCACUUUCAACUGAUGCAUGGAAAUAGCCAGCGUCCCCCGGCACACAACAAAACUGUGUGGCAGCUCUACGAAUGGCAACAGAGACAGAAAUAUCGCCAUGGCAGUCCCACCGCCCCCAUAUACAAUCCAGCUCCAGACUACUCCACUGCUGUAUCGUCCACCAGGGUCAACUCAGAUGUCUCUCGUUCCAUCUCUGUGCCUCCGACACUGGCAGACAUCCCUCCACCUGGGCCACCAGGGCCCAGGCUACUGUCUCCUCGGAGACCCCACACACCCGCAGAACGCGUAACAGUCAAACCUCUGGAGGACAGACUCACCGUGGAGGUGCCACCAUCAAACUCUCCACACCGGUCACGCUCAUAUAAGUCGGCAACAAUAGAGAGACGCUCAGUGCCUCCAUCUGGCUACAUAACACACACAGUCAGUGCACCCAGCCUUCAUGGAAAAACACCGGAGGAGCUCACCCUUCUCCUCAUCCAGUUACGGAGACACCAGGCCAUGAUGGCGGGUGUGCGCAAUGAUGCGCAGGCCCACCUCCAGCAGUUGUCUUGGUCGAAGGCUGAUGAUACAUACAUUCACUUGAAGAAGGACCUGGAAUAUCUAGAUCUGAAGGUGAGUGGGACAGAAACUCUCAAAGGACGGCCGCCCAAGCCAGUAAAGGUGGCAGAAAGUGACAUAGACGUGACACUGAGUCGACUGUGUGAACAGGACAAAAUCCUGCAAGAGCUUGAGUUCAGGCUCAGUGGGCUGAAGAAUGAUAAGGACAAGCUGGAGUCUGUUCUGGAUAUGUCUCACCAGCAGAUGGAGCAGUACCAGGAUCAGCCAGCUCAUGCUGAGAAGAUCACCUACCAACAGCGUCUCCUACAGGAGGACCUUGUCCAUAUUCGAGCAGACAUUUCUAGAGUGUCAACGGAGAUGGAGAGAGCGUGGGAGGAGUACACCAGACUGGAGCAGUCAGUGGAACAGCUGAGAGACAUCCUGCAGUCUCGGAUGAAUCUCUGCACAUCACCUCCGGAGAAAGCUCAGUUAAGGAGGGAGCUCUGGAGGAUAGAGGAUGUUAUGACUGGAAUCAGUUCCACCAAAGAAACCUUUAAAAUCACUGUAGACUCAGUAAAGUACCCAGAGAGGAAACUCGUGCCUUCAGUGACCGAGUCAACAGUGCCUUCUCGGUGCGUGACCCCAGCAGCAGUUGAAGUGCGGUCACCCAUACGCAGUCUUACCUCCAGUCCGUUAUCAUUGCCCCUGGACAAUGAAGCUAUCCUUCAGCAUUCUCAAGCUGUGCCAAAAUGGGAAGAGGAUUAUGCUCCACCCAGACCGCCUUUGCCCCUCGUCUAUGAUGAGGACACACCCCCCGUUGUCCCACCACUUCCGAAGGAAACAUCGGUCAUCAGACACACAUCUGUGCGAGGCCUCAAGCGACAAUCUGAUGAGAGGAAACGUGACCGAGAGAGCAACUAUAUUAAUGGAGAUAGCAGGGCAGAGCUGCGGUCCUUCCUAAGUGAACCAGAGCUUGCUGGAAGUGACCGUGGAUCAGAUCAGGUGGACUCAGGCUAUCUGACUCUCCAAAGAAGAGGUCUGUCAGGCUCUUCAUCCAGGAUAAACCAGUCCAGCACUGUGGCCUCCUCUUCACUGAGGAGAGGAGAAUCAGCAUUGCACACAAUGGAGAGACCAAAGAGUGCCUUGGAGCGGCUGUGCUCAGGAGAGACUCCGUCUGAUCAUCCGCAGUUGCAGAGGGGGAGGAUGAGUGUGCAGGAGCAGCUGGAGAGAAUGAAACGGCACCAGAGAUCUCUAGUGCGUGAGCGCAAACGUAACUUGAGUCAGGGUGAGCGACAGUCCACCGGCUCCCGCGCCUCCACUCGACCUGUCAACUCUGACCCAGGAUCAGGCUGGGAGAAAGACAUUGCUUUGCAGCAACCAGAACAUACUGUGCUGGAGAAAAACCGUCAACAGCCUGGAUCAGAUGAAUGGCUUACGGUUCAGGCAAGGCUAAUAAAUGAACAGGACAUGGAGCCUGUGGACUUUGAGCUUGAUCUUACCCGAGAGCUCUCAACGCCCCAGAAAGUGCCCAUCCCAAAGAGACUGCCCAACAUGGAAUCAGAUGAAGACCUAAGUCCAGAGGAGAAGGAGGCUCGCUCUCAAAACGUAGCAAAGAUAAAAGGCCUACUGUCCAGGUCAAGUGUGAAGUCUAUGGCAGAGCCUGCAGACAUGGAGCAGUUAGACUUUACUGAGCUGGAUAAUGCACUGCAGCAGCAGGAGAGGAUCAUGAACAUGCCUCUUGCUCUGGCCUCAGAGGCUUCUAUCAGGAGGAAGCAGAUUGCAGCCAGGACGAGAGCUGAGGACUAAAACGUGUUGAGAAGCUAUCUUGGGUACCCAAAGAUCAAUUAUUUUAGUUUUUAUAUCACAUAUUUAUAAUUUACAUCCAAUUUUUUAGGUACUCUGAUGUUCAAAAUGUUUUAAAUACAAGUUUUUAUUAAUUUGACUGGUACACUAUUUUGUCAACUACAUUUCCAGUUUAUACAUAUCAAAAGGCUCUUUUCUAGAAAUGGUUUAGUAAAUUGUGCAUGCCGUUAUUUUUGUUAAAAAUCCUGUAAAUGUGCCUUAAUGUACAUUAUAUUUUGCAGUGCUGUGUAUUGUAACAUAUAUCUGUUUUAACUGAUAAAAAUUGUCUAAAUAAAUAAAUACAAAAUACCUUUUUUGACACAUUUGUUUCCAUUCACCAAAACAAUAAAUAUUUCAUUGUUAUUAGAUUGACAUAAAAAUUAUAAUUCUUACACUCCAUGGCAUAGCCUAUAAUAGUUGUGGAUCUCAAGCUCAAAUACACUGUUUGUGUCACACGAUUAUUUACAUAUGAAGCCACUGCAUGUCCUUAGUAAAAUUAUUAAAAAAACAUAUCAACAGCGUUGUUAGAGGUUUUAAAGGGAUAGUUCACCCCAAAAUGAAAAUUCUC